Purpureocillium takamizusanense is the source of this 2352-nucleotide messenger RNA. RefSeq lists its product as uncharacterized. The record is from RefSeq and is a predicted model, not a curated record. Gene Ontology annotation, molecular function: metal ion binding. NCBI's taxonomy places the organism in Eukaryota, Fungi, Ascomycota, Sordariomycetes, Hypocreales, Ophiocordycipitaceae. The transcript has 6 exons. The coding region runs from base 571 to 2037 and encodes 488 amino acids.
AAGAGAAGAAGGAAAAAAAUAAAGGGUUCUUGGGUAACCCUCCCUCCUCCUUGGGUUCUUUUUUUUUUCGUGUCAUGUCAUUCCAUGUAUGUUGGAUGUGCCCUCCUGUCGACCCGCCCGUCAAAUCUCGUUUUCUCUCUCUCUGUUUCUCUUCCCCGAUAAUUACGUCUGCAGCACGCGAGAUCUCAUUUCCCCAGAGUGAGCAGGGGUUCGCCGAGUAGUCGUAGCAGCGGCAACAGGAACAACAACGACAGCGGCACCACCACCAGCACCAGCAAUAGCAGCAAUAGCAGCAACGGCGGAGGCGGCGACAUCCCUUCUUCCCAUCUGCAACAAACAGCAUCUGCGAAAUACAUUACGCACAUACAUACUUACAUACUACCACCACCACCACCACUACUCGUACAACAAGGGUCCCCCCCCCCCCCCCCUUUUUUCUUCCCCACCCCCGUCUUCUUCGUCUCUCGUCAAAACCACGAUUACGCGACCAAAACGAUUGCCAACGGCAAAAGCGAGAAAGACUAAUAAAAAAAGAAAAGAAGAAGCAAAAAACGACUCGCGUGUUAAACCAUGGCCGCCCUCGGACAAAACGUUGUUGACUUUGUGCAACGAUUCCAUAAGCUGCAAUUGCAGCACGAUACCAGCGAUACUCUUAUUCGGGACCUCCUCUUGUACUGCGAUCGGAUCGAAAGCAGUCUGCGGCUCCAGAACAAGAAGCUCUCGGAGGAGCUGGAGACGUGCAAGUUCAACCUCAGCGACACGGUCAACUCGAGACGGGACCUCUUGCACCAGCUGCAGACGCAGGAGGCGCAGACCACCUGGCUGGUAGAAGAGAACAGGUCCUUGAAGGAUCGCAAUGCAUACAUUCUGGUCAUGAUUGAUGGCGACGGCUUAAUUUUCCGAGAGCAAUGGACCCGGCAGGGCUUGGAAGGCGGCAAGAAGGCCGCCAAGGCGCUCCGAGAAGCCAUCACCGAGCAGUGCGGCGACCGCGCAGACGACAUCGAGAUAGUGUGCAAGGUCAUGACCAACAUGGGGGCGCUCGGCAGGACGCUGGCCCGCGCCGGCGGCCUGGAAAGCUCCGUCGAUAUCAGGGACUUUGCCGCCGGCUUCACGAGCGCGUAUGCCUCGUUUGAUUUUGUCGAUGUGGGCGCCGCCCCGGGCGCCGCGAGCUGCAAGCUGAAAGAUAACACGCGCUGGCACCUGCAAAAUCAAAACUGCAAGCACAUUUUACUGGGAAUAUCGCACGACUCGUCCUAUGCCCCGUUUGUGAGCGAGAUUCUCGAGGACGAGAGCACGCGACAGUGCAUCACCGUGCUGGAGGGGGUGCCCGUGCCGCACGAACUGGCGUCGACCGAGGUCAAGAUCAUGGACAUUGGCAAGAACCUCUUUCGCUGCGAGAGCCUCGGCAGCGGUAUGUGCACGGCAUGGGCCAACGGCGGCGGCGGCCCUCGGACGGCGAGCCCGGCGACGAGCGUGGCGUCGAGCAACAUGAUGAUGACGCCGGGCAGCGGCAGCGGCAGCGGCAGCAUGUCGUACGCCAACGUCACGUCGAGCGGCAGCCCGCCGCCGCAAAUCACGGUGGCCCUGGCGCCCAGCAAGGCCUUCAGCCCGGUGACGCGGGCCAAGGUGCAGUACCAGCAGGUGCCGCCGCAGCAGCUGGACUGGCACCCGGGGGCGCGGGGGCUGGACGAGCCCAUCACGGUGAGCGUGGCGGCGCUCGAGAACAUCAAGAAGCGCAAGGACCACGACAAGCUGUGCAACAACCACUUUUUGCGCGGGCCCUGCACAAAGGGCGACUCGUGCAUGUUUGUGCACAACUACAAGCCCACGGCCGACGAGAUCAACGCCAUCGCCGUGCUGGCGCGCCAGAACCCCUGCACCAGCGGCCAGGAGUGCGAGCUCGAGGGCUGCAUCUACGGACACCACUGUCCGAGCAUUAAAGACGGCGUCUGCUGCCACCCGUUUUGCAAGUUUGCCGAGGACGCACACCCGCCCGGCACAAAGUUUAGAAACUCGCAUAUCCGCGCCAACAGUUAGAGCACAAGCAAGAAACUUCGGAUGACUACUACUCGGGUUCGUACCACAGCUUGAAGGGGCGGACCCGGACGGGCUCGGGCGGGGCUCGGGAACAGAGUGAGAGAGAGAGAGAGAGAGGUCAACGCGGGACCAGCUGGGGGACUGGCUCUUAUAAAAUGCAAAAAGGGGGCUAUAUAACUAGCUCAAGAACCGGAAAAGGUGAGGGGGGAAGAGAGGAAGGCGGACGGGGACGGUCGUUAUACGUACAGGACAAGGCCUCGUUCGUUCCAACAUACUUUGUAUAAUGUCUUCAAGUAAUGGGAAAACAAGGGGGGG